AUGGAAAUCGCAUUCCCUUACAUCAAGAAACGGUCAGAAUUUGGCCGACAGUGCAACUUUUCUGACCGAUCCGCGGAGCUUCAUGUGGAUAUCCCCUCAGAUGAUACUUUGAUGCACGAUUUCAUUGCACGGGAUCCUGUAGAUAUGGGCAUACAGUGUGUCCAGGAGAUGUCCGAACAUUUCGCUAACACAGAACGCUAUGAGACAAGUAUUCAUGGCAUUAACCACACGGAGGGAGGCUGGCCUAAAGAUGUUAACCCUAAUGAAGUGGAACAGGUGACGCGCUACCGGAAGAAAGUGGAAAAGGAUGAGAUGUACAUCAGUGCUGUUCUCCAUCUAGGCUCUAUAAUGGAACAUUGCAUCAAACAGAACAAUGCACUUGAUAUCUACGAGGAAUAUUUUGAAGACAUUGACUUUGAAGAAAUGGAUGAACCUGCAUCUGCCAAAACACUCAAUGUGUUUAGAGACCCUAAUGAUAUCAAACGGACAGCUACAAGCAUUUCCUGGCACCCAGACGGAUCGUGCAACCUGGCAGUGGCUUACUGUAACUUGGAGUUUCAGAGCACACUCCCUGGCACCAGUAUGUGUUCCUACAUCUGGGAUGUUGAAAACCCCAAUAAGCCAGACUUGACGAUUAAGCCAGUAUCUCCUCUUGUAUGCCUUGAAUAUAAUCCCAAAGAUACCCAUACCCUUCUUGGAGGCUGCUACAAUGGACAGAUUAUCCUGUGGGACACACGGAAGGGCUCUCAGGCUGCGGAAAUCACUCCCAUAGAACAGUCACACCGAGACCCGACCUACAAAACACUCUGGAUCCAGUCCAAGACGGGCACCGAGUGCUUCUCCACGUCCACGGAUGGCCAGGUUCUCUGGUGGGACAUCAGGAAGAUGUCGGAGCCCACAGAGAAGAUGUACCUGGACAAGAAACAAGAGUUUCAUAACGCACAGGGCGCUUAUUGUUUGGAGUAUGAACCUACCAUGCCAACGAAAUUCAUGGCAGGGACAGAGCAAGGAAAUAUAAUAUCUUGCAAUCGCAAAGCCAAAACUCCCUUUGACAAAAUAGCUGCCAUAUACACGGGGCACAUAGGGCCAGUCUAUGCCUUGCAGAGAAACCCACAGUUCUCCAAAAAUUUCCUCAGUGUUGGUGACUGGUGUGCCAGGAUUUGGUCAGAAGACAUCAGGGAGUCUUCCAUCAUGUGGACACAACAGUACUCUGCCUAUUUGACAGAUGGGUGCUGGAGCCCAACUCGAGCAGCUGUCUUUUUUAUAACAAAGAUGGACGGCACCCUAGAUGUCUGGGACAUCCUCUUCAAACAAAAUUAUCCAACAUUAACACUGCAGGUGUGUGAUGUCCCUUUGUUCAGCGUGAGUGCCCAUGAGUCUGGGAAAUUAGUUGCCACAGGAGCUGACAAUGGCACAACCACAUUACUGGAGCUGUCAGAAGGUCUAUUCACUGUUGCACGCAAUGAGAAGUUGAUAGUUACAAACAUGUUUGACAGGGAGACAAGAAGAGAAAAGAUUUUAGAUGCCCGACAUAAAGAAAUUCGGCUCAAAGAGAGGGCAAAGUUGGAGGGAGGAAAAGAUGAGAAACAUCUUAGUCUGGAAAAACAGGUUGUCAGUGUUGCAGGGGUAGAUGUUUAUUCAGAGGCAGAGAAAUUGUUUUUCUCAAUUGUUGCUGAUGAAAAAAAGAAACGACCCAUUCCAAUGAUGAACUAUGAAGAAGUAGAAAAGAAGGAUCUACAAUUGCAAGCAGAGAGACAAGCAGCCUUGCUUGCCAACCCGGCACUCGAAGAGCCAGAACUGUUCGAACAAGAAACAGCCCACGAAACAUUUCCAGGGGUUUUAAAAGAGAAUGCAGAAGAGAUACCACCAGAUCUACCUAAGGAGGAAGCUGACUACAAAGAAUCAGAACCAGAGGAAGCUGCGUAG
Molecule: messenger RNA, 1926 nt
Organism: Candidula unifasciata
Lineage: Eukaryota; Metazoa; Mollusca; Gastropoda; Stylommatophora; Geomitridae
Source: the annotation of a GenBank genome assembly